Molecule: messenger RNA, 14510 nt
Organism: Thalassophryne amazonica
Lineage: Eukaryota; Metazoa; Chordata; Actinopteri; Batrachoidiformes; Batrachoididae
Gene: prx
Product: periaxin
Exons: 13
Coding region: 166-11283 (3705 amino acids)
Biological process (GO): regulation of RNA splicing
Cellular component (GO): nucleus; cytoplasm; costamere
Molecular function (GO): protein binding
Source: RefSeq, a predicted model, not a curated record
GACAAGAACAGGUCGCCCCCAUCAAAUAGAUCCCCCUCUGACGCACAACAUCACUUCCACCACAUCAGCACCACAGAGGAACAGGAGAGCCCCGAGAGAGUGGUGCAGAAGGAGAAACUCCAUGCAGAGCUGAAGCAGGUGCUAAAACAGAAGAGAAGCCAUCUGAUGGAGUCUACCUGCCAGCUGGCCCAAGCAGAGAUAGCAGAGCAGCAGUGUGCAGAAGAAGCUUCUAAGCCAAUGGAAAUCGUAGUGGAGACGGAGGCGGAGGCUGGAGCCAGCGGCUACAGCGUGACUGGAGGAGGACAGCGAGGGCUGUUUGUCAAAGAUGUCCUCAAAGAUUCUCCAGCUGCCAAACACCACAGUUUACAGCAAGGUGACCAGCUGCUGAGUGCAAAGGUCUUCUUCGACAAUGUGAAGUAUGAAGAUGCGCUGAAGAUCCUGCAGUGCGCUGAGCCUUAUAAAGUCAGCUUCCAGCUGAAGAGGGUCAUCCCUGGAGCAGACGUCAGCAUGCGUCCUACCGUCCCCAGUAUGGAGAUCAAAGGUCCCAAAGCCAAGACAGCUAAAAUGAGUGUCAAAGGUACUAAUCCAUUCAAGGCCAAGAAGAAAAGAGGGGGGCGUUUUGGUCUGAAGAGGCUGAAAAGGAAGCGCAAAGAGGAGCUGGUCAUUGAGGGAAGUCUGCCCAGGCUGGAGAUGAGUGAUGUGGACGUGGAGUUUUCGCUUCCCAAAUUCAAACAGAGGAGAAGUGCUAAGGUCACCUCAGCAGAGACGGCAGAGGCGGCAGGAGGUGGCGACACAGCGAGGAAGGCAAAGAGGAGGAUCAGGUUUCCUCACAUAAACAUGACGGUUUAUGCUGAGACAUCACCAACAGGGGAAGCGCAAACAGAAGAAGAUGAGCAAGAGAUGAAUAUCUCACCACCUGAGAUAUCUGGUUCCAAAGUGAAAGCCAAAGAAAAAGGCCACAUGUUUGGAAUCCCUUUACCAAACACCAAACACACAACAUCAGGCCCAGCUGUGGAAACAGAAUUCGGGGAGUAUAAAGCAGACCCGUCUUUGCCCACUGUGAGGGGAAAAGCUGAACUCAAAGCCCCUAAAUUCUAUAACAGAGGAGAAGCUGAUACAAAGUCAUCUGGAGGAAACAUUUGUGUAGAUAUCGGCAAAAAAGACAUUAAUCUCAGAAGGCCAAAGGUGAGAGCCCCAAUAGUCAGAGUCUCACAUCAAUCAGAUGAGUUAGACGGUGGCAUCAAGGUAAAGCCUCCCAAAUUGGGCAUCACGGGAGGUAGUGAAAUAGGUCUCCCAGAAGCACAAAAAUGCAAGCUGGAAGGUGGUGUUCUGGAAACACAUCUCUCAGAAAUAAGCACUUGUGUUAAAAUGCCCUCUGUGGAUAUUUCUUUGUCAAAUGGAAAGAGAAAAUCUGACAUGGAUGAAUCACCCCCAAAGUGUCAACCAUGUGGAAAUACAGCAAUAACACCACCAUCCUUUGACAUCUCUGUGUCUGAUGUUGAUUUGAAAUCUGAUAAGGGAAACAGAGGGAGAAUUUCUGAUGAGGUGGAGGGAACUUCAGAAGGACCCAACAUUUCCCUGCCAAAGGCUGAAAUCUCAAUACUCAAGACUGAAGAUCAAGACACCGGAGGCAAAGUAUGUGUACCUCCAUUUGACAUAUCUAUCCCGAAAGUAAAAAUACAGGGUGAAGAUGUGGAUAUGGACCAUUAUGUUGGUGGAGAAGGGAAAUUCAAAAUGCCAGAUUUUAAUAUAUCUCCUCCCACAAGGACCACAACCAAGGAAGAACAAAAUAUUCAUGGGGAAAAGGUUAAAGCCAGCUUCAAGUUGCCCAAAGUUGACCUUACCCUUCCCAAAGGAAAAUCAGCAAAUUCUGAAAUGGAGCAAGGCAAAGAAGGUGAUUUUCAGUUACCAUCAGCAAAGUCCUUUGAGGCAGAAGUUGACAUUAAAGGUGUUGAAAUUAAAACAGGUAAAAAAGAAAUGCCCACAAUGUUACCCAAAGGCAAAACAGCAGUAGCAACAGCAGAAUGGACUCCUGGCAAGGUAGGAAAAUUAAAAAAUGUUGAAUGUUCCAGUGAAAAACCUGGACAGUUAAAAAUGCCAAAAUUUGACCUUUCAUUACCAAAGGUAAAUUCCCCAGAUGAUAAUUUUAAAAAGGGGAGGAAAAGUGAGAUCCCAGACAAAGAUAUGUCUCUCAGUAAAGGAAAAGCAAAACUGAAAAUGCCUGAUGUUGACAUAUCAACAUCUAAAGUAAAGCUUGAAGGUCCUGAGAUGGAGACGAAAGGAGGAGGGAAAUUCAAGAUGCCAAGCAUCAGCAUGCCAGCAGUUGGCAUAUCACUACCCAACGUAAAGCUUGAAAGUCCCAAAAUAGAAAUGGAGGGAGAUACAGGAGGAAAACUGAACAUGCCUCAAACGAAAAUACCUAAUAUUGACAUAUCUCUCCCGAAAGGAAGGCUUAAAGGUUCUGAGAUGGAGAUAAAAGGGGAAGGAGAGAAAGUCAAGAUUCCAGAGAUCAGCAUGCCAGCAGUUGACAUAUCACUGCCAAAAGGAAAGGUUGAAGGUCCCAAAAUUGAGAUGGAGGGAGAUACUGGGGGAAAAUUAAAAAUGGCACACAUGAAAAUGCCUGAUGUUGACAUAUCUCUACCUAAAGGAAAUUCUGAAGGUCCUGAGAUGGAAAUAAAAGGAGAAGGAGGGAAAUUCAAAAUGCCACACAUCAGCAUGCCAACAGCUGGCAUAUCACUCCCCACAGGAAAGGUUGAAGGUCCCAAAAUUGAAAUGGAAGGAGAUACAGGAGGAAAGCUGAAAAUGCCGCAGAUCAAAAUGCCUGAUAUUGGCAUAUCUCUACCCAAAGGAAAGCUUGAAGGUCCUGACAUGGAGAUAAAAGGGGAAGGAGGAAAAUUCAAGAUGCCAGACAUCAGCAUGCCGUCAGUUGAAAUAUCACUGCCAAAAGGGGAAGUUGAAGGUCCCAAUCUUGAAAUGGAGGGAGAUACAGGAGGAAAAUUCAAAAUGCCUCAUAUGAAAAUUCCUGAUGUUGAUAUAUCUCUACCUAAAGGAAAGCUUGAAGGUCCAGACAUGGAGAUAAAAGGAGAAGGAGGGAAAUUCAAGAUGCCACACAUCAGCAUGCCAACAGCUGACAUAUCACUGCCCAAAGGAAAAGCUGAAGGUCCCAAAAUUGAAAUGGAAGGAGAUACUGGAGGAAAAUUGAAAAUGCCUCAUAUCAAAAUGCCAAAAGCUGACAUAUCUCUCCCUAAAGGAAAUCUUGAAGGUCCUGAGAUGGAGAUAAAAGGGGAGCAAGGGAAAUUCAAGAUGCCACAUAUCAGCAUUCCAACAGCUGACAUAUCACUGCCCAAAGGAAAAGUUGAAGGUCCCAAAAUUGAAAUGGAGGGAGAUACAGGAGGAAAAUUGAAUAUGCCUCAUAUCAAAAUGCCGAAAGUUGACAUAUCUCUCCCUAAAGCAAAGCUUGAAGGUCCUGAGAUGGAGAUAAAAGGGGAGCAAGGGAAAUUCAAGACGCCACAUAUUUGCAUUCCAACAGCUGACAUAUCACUGCCCAAAGGAAAAGUUGAAGGUCCCAAAAUUGAAAUGGAGGGAGAUACAGGAGGAAAAUUUAAAAUGCCUCAUAUAAAAAUGCCAAAUGUUGACAUAUCUCUCCCUAAAGGAAAGCUUGAAGGUCCUGAGAUGGAGAUAAAAGGGGAAGGAGGAAAAUUCAAGAUGCCAGACAUCAGCAUGCCGUCAGUUGACAUAUCACUGCCAAAAGGGAAAGUUGAAGGUCCCAAGCUUGAAAUGGAGGGAGAUACAGCAGGAAAAUUUAAAAUGCCUCAUAUCAAAAUGCCGAAUGUUGACAUAUCUCUCCCUAAAGCAAAGCUUGAAGGUCCUGAGAUGGAGAUAAAAGGGGAAGGAGGAAAAUUCAAGAUGCCAGACAUCAGCAUGCCAUCAGUUGACAUAUCACUGCCAAAAUGGAAAGUUGAAGCUCCGAAGCUUGAAAUGGAGGGAGAUACAGGAGGAAAAUUGAAAAUGCCUCAUAUCAAAAUGCCAAAUGUUGACAUAUCUCUCCCUAAAGCAAAGCUUGAAGGUCCUGAGAUGGAGAUAAAAGGGGAAGGAGGAAAAUUCAAGAUGCCAGACAUCAGCAUGCCGUCAGUUGACAUAUCACUGCCAAAAGGGAAAGUUGAAGGUCCCAAGCUUGAAAUGGAGGGAGAUACAGCAGGAAAAUUUAAAAUGCCUCAUAUCAAAAUGCCGAAUGUUGACAUAUCUCUGCCUAAAGGAAAGCUUGAAGGUCCUGACAUGGAUAUAAAAGGGGAAGGAGGAAAAUUCAAGAUGCCAGAUGUCAGCAUGCCAUCAGUUGACAUAUCACUGCCCAAAGGGAAAGUUGAAGGUCCCAAGCUUGCAAUGGAGGGAGAUACAGGAGGAAAAUUGAAAAUGCCUCAUAUCAAAAUGCCGAAUGUUGACAUAUCUCUCCCUAAAGGAAAACUUGACUGGCCCAAAAUUGAAAUGGAGGGAGACACAGAAGGAAAACUGAAAAUGCCUCAUAUCAAAAUUCCUGAUGUUGACAUCUCUCUACCUAAAGGAAAGCUUGAAGGUCCUGGGAUGGAGAUAAAAGGGGAAGGAGGGAAAUUCAAGAUGCCACAUCUCAGCAUGCCAUCAGUUGACAUAUCACUGCCAAAAGGAAAAGUUGAAGGUCCCAAAAUUGAAAUGGAGGGAGAUACAGGAGGAAAAUUUAAAAUGCCUCAUAUAAAAAUGCCAAAUGUUGACAUAUCUCUCCCUAAAGGAAAGCUUGAAGGUCCUGAGAUGGAGAUAAAAGGGGAAGGAGGAAAAUUCAAGAUGCCAGACAUCAGCAUGCCGUCAGUUGACAUAUCACUGCCAAAAGGGAAAGUUGAAGGUCCCAAGCUUGAAAUGGAGGGAGAUACAGCAGGAAAAUUUAAAAUGCCUCAUAUCAAAAUGCCGAAUGUUGACAUAUCUCUCCCUAAAGCAAAGCUUGAAGGUCCUGAGAUGGAGAUAAAAGGGGAAGGAGGAAAAUUCAAGAUGCCAGACAUCAGCAUGCCAUCAGUUGACAUAUCACUGCCAAAAUGGAAAGUUGAAGCUCCGAAGCUUGAAAUGGAGGGAGAUACAGGAGGAAAAUUGAAAAUGCCUCAUAUCAAAAUGCCAAAUGUUGACAUAUCAGGUCCUGAGAUGGAGAUAAAAGGGGAGCAAGGGAAAUUCAAGAUGCCACAUAUCAGCAUUCCAACAGCUGACAUAUCACUGCCCAAAGUAAAAGUUGAAGGUCCCAAAAUUGAAAUGGAGGGAGAUACAGGAGGAAAAUUCAAUAUGCCUCAUAUCAAAAUGCCGAAAGUUGACAUAUCUCUCCCUAAAGCAAAGCUUGAAGGUCCUGAGAUGGAGAUAAAAGGGGAUGGAGGAAAAUUCAAGAUGCCAGACAUCAGCAUGCCGUCAGUUGACAUAUCACUGCCAAAAGGGAAAGUUGAAGGUCCCAAGCUUGAAAUGGAGGGAGAUACAGGAGGAAAAUUUAAAAUGCCUCAUAUCAAAAUGCCGAAUGUUGACAUAUCUCUGCCUAAAGGAAAGCUUGAAGGUCCUGACAUAGAUAUAAAAGGGGAAGGAGGAAAAUUCAAGAUGCCAGACAUCAGCAUGCCAUCAGUUGACAUAUCACUGCCCAAAGGGAAAGUUGAAGGUCCCAAGCUUGCAAUGGAGGGAGAUACAGGAGGAAAAUUGAAAAUGCCUCAUAUCAAAAUGCCGAAUGUUGACAUAUCUCUCCCUAAAGGAAAACUUGACUGGCCCAAAAUUGAAAUGGAGGGAGACACAGAAGGAAAACUGAAAAUGCCUCAUAUCAAAAUUCCUGAUGUUGACAUCUCUCUACCUAAAGGAAAGCUUGAAGGUCCUGGGAUGGAGAUAAAAGGGGAAGGAGGGAAAUUCAAGAUGCCACAUCUCAGCAUGCCAUCAGUUGACAUAUCACUGCCAAAAGGAAAAGUUGAAGGUCCCAAGCUUGAAUUGGAGGGAGAUACAGGAGGACAAUUUAAAAUGGCUCAUAUAAAAAUGCCAAAUGUUGACAUAUCUCUCCCUAAAGGAAAGAUUGAAGGUCCUGAGAUUGAGAUAAAAGGUGAAGGAGGGAAAUUCAAGAUGCCCCAUCUCAGCAAGCCAACAGCUGACAUAUCACUGCCCAAAGGAAAAGUUGAAGGUCCCAAAAUUGAAAAGGAGGGAGAUACAGGAGGAAAAUUGCAUAUGCCUCAUAUCAAAAUGCCGAAAGUUGACAUAUCUCUCCCUAAAGGAAAGCUUGAAGGUCCUAAGAUGGAGAUAAAAGGGGAAGGAGGAAAAUUCAAGCUGCCAGACAUCAGCAUGCCAUCAGUUGACAUAUCACUGCCAAAAGGACAAGUUGAAGGUCCCAAGCUUGAAUUGGAGGGAGAUACAGGAGGAAAAUUGAAAAUGCCUCAUAUCAGAAUGCCGAAUGUUGACAUAUCUCUGCCUAAAGGAAAGCUUGAAGGUCCUGACAUGGAUAUAAAAGGGGAAGGAGGAAAAUUCAAGAUGCCAGAUGUCAGCAUGCCAUCAGUUGACAUAUCACUGCCCAAAGGGAAAGUUGAAGCUCCCAAGCUUGAAAUGGAGGGAGAUACAGGAGGAAAAUUGAAAAUGCCUCAUAUCAAAAUGCCGAAUGUUGACAUAUCUCUCCCUAAAGGAAUGUUUGAAGGUCCUGAGAUGGAGAUAAAAGGGGAGCAAGGGAAAUUCAAGAUGCCACAUAUCAGCAUUCCAACAGCUGACAUAUCACUGCCCAAAGGAAAAGUUGAAGGUCCCAAAAUUGAAAUGGAAGGAGAUACAGGAGGACAAUUUAAAAUGGCUCAUAUAAAAAUGCCAAAUGUUGACAUAUCUCUCCCUAAAGGAAAGCUUGAAGGUCCUGAGAUUGAGAUAAAAGGGGAAGGAGCGAAAUUCAAGAUGCCACAUCUCAGCAUGCCAUCAGCUGACAUAUCCCUGCCCAAAGGAAAACUUGAAGGUCCCAAAGUUGAAAUGGAGGGAGAUACAGGAGGAAAAUUGAAUAUGCCUCAUAUCAAAAUGCCGAAAGUUGACAUAUCUCUCCCUAAAGGAAAGCUUGAAGGUCCUGAGGUGGCUAUAAAAGGGGAAGCAGGAAAAUUCAAGAUGCCAGACCUCAGCAUGCCAUCAGUUGACAUAUCACUGCCCAAAGGGAAAGCUAGAAGUCCCAAGCUUGAAAUGGAGGGAGAUACAGGAGGAGAAUUGAAUAUGCCUCAUAUCAAAAUGCCAAAUGUUGACAUAUCUCUCCCAAAAGGAACGCUUGAAGGUCCUGAGUUGGAGAUAAAAGGAGAGGGAGGGAAAUUCAAGAUGCCACACAUCAGCAUGCCAACAGUUGACAUAUCGCUGCCCAAAGGAAACAUUGAAGGAAAGCUUGACCGUCCCAAAAUUGAAAUGGAAGGAGACACAGGAGGAAAACUGAAAAUGCCUCAUAUGAAAAUUCCUGAAGUUGACAUCUCUCUCCCUAAAGGAAACUUUGAAGGUCCUGACAUGGAGAUAAAAGGGGACGGAGGAAAGUUCAAGAUGCCAGACAUCACCAUGCCAUCAGUUGACAUAUCACUCCCCAAAGGGAAAGUUGAAAGUCCCAAGCUUGAAAUGGAGGGAGAAACAGGAGGAAAAUUGAAUAUGCCUCGUAUCAAAAUGCCGAAAGUUGACAUAUCACUGCCCAAAGGAAAAGUUGAAGGUCCCAAGCUUAAAAUGGAGGGAGAUACAGGAGGAAAACUUAAAAUGCCUCAUAUCAAAAUGCCGAAUGUUGACAUAUCUCUCGCUAAAGGAAAGCUUGAAGGUCCUGAGGUGGAGAUAAAAGGGGAGCAAGGGAAAUUCAAGAUGCCACAUAUCAGCAUGCCAACAGGUGACAUAUCACUGCCCAAAGGAAAGGCUGAAGGUCCCAAAAUUGAAAUGGAAGGAGAUACAGGAGGAAAAUUGAAUAUGCCUCAUAUCAAAAUGCCAAAUGUUGACAUAUCUCUCCCAAAAGGAAAGCUUGAAGGUCCUGACAUGGAGAUAAAAGGGGAAGGAGGAAAAUUCAAGAUGCCAGACAUGAGCAUGCCGUCAGUUGACAUAUCACUCCCAAAAGGGAAAGUUGAAGGUCCCAAGCUUGAAAUGGAGGGAGAUACAGGAGGAAAAUUUGAAAUGCCUCAUAUCAAAAUGCCGAAUGUUGACAUAUCUCUCCCAAAAGGACCGCUUGACCAGCCCAAAAUUGAAAUGGAGGGAGACACAGGAGGACAACUGAAAAUGCCUCAUAUGAAAAUUCCUGAUGUUGACAUCUCUCUCCCUAAAGCAAAGCUUGAAGGUCCUGACAUGGAGAUGAAAGGGGAAGGAGGAAAAUUCAUUAUGCCAGACAUCAGCCUGCCGUCAGUUGACAUAUCACUACCUAAAGGGAAAGUUGAAGGUCCCAAGCUUGAAAUGGAGGGUGAUACAGGAGGAAAAUUUAAAAUGCCUCAUAUCAAAAUGUCAAAUGUUGAUAUUUCUCUCCCUAAAGGAAAGCUUGAAAGUCCUGAGAUGGAGAUAAAAGGGGAACAAGGGAAAUUCAAGAUGCCACACAUCAGCAUGCCAACAGCUGACAUAUCACUGCCCAAAGGCAAGGUUGGAGUCCCCAAAAUUGAAAUCGAGGGAGAUACAGGAGGAAAACUGAAAAUGCCUCAUAUCAAAAUGCCGAAUGUUGAUAUAUCUCUCCCUAAAGGAAUGCCUGAAGGUCCUGAGAUGGAGAUAAAAGGGGAACAAGGGAAAUUCAAGAUGCCACACAUCAGCAUGCCAACAGCUGACCUAUCACUGCCCAAAAGAAAGGUUGAAGGUCCCAAAAUUGAAAUGGAGGGAGACACAGGAGGAAAACUGAAAAUGCCUCAUAUGAAAAUUCCUGAUAUUGACAUAUCUCUACCUAAAGGAAAGCUUGAAGGUGCUGAGUUAGAGUUAAAACAGGAAGGAGGGAAGUUCAGGAUGCCACACAUCAGCAUGCCAACAGCUGACAUAUCCCUGCCCAAAGGGAAAGUUGAAGGUCCCAAGCUUGAAGUGGAGGGAGAAACAGGAGGAACAUUGAAAAUGCCUCAGAUCAAAAUGCCUGAUGUUGACAUAUCUCUAGCAAUAGGGAAGCUUGAAGGUCCUGAGAAGGCUUUGAAAGGAGGAGGAGGAAAAUUCAAAUUGCCAAAGAUCAGUAUGCCAACAGUUCACAUGUCACUGCCAAAAGGACAGGUUGAAGGUCCCAAAAUUGAAAUGGAGGGAGAUACAAGAGGAAAACUGAAAAUACCUGAACUAGGAACACCUGAUUUUGACUUAUCUGUACCUAAAGGAAAGCUUGAAGGUCCUGAGAUGGAAAUAAAAGGCAAAGUGAGCAGAUUCAAGAUGCCACAUAUUAGCAUGCCUACAUUUGACAUAUUACUGCCCAAAGGAAAGGUUGAAAUUCCUAAAUUAGAGAUGGAGGGAGAUACAGGAGGAACAUUGAAAAUGCCUGAUGUUGACAUUCCUCAACCUGAAAGAAAGCUUGAAAGCCAUGAGUUAGAAAUAAAAGGAAAAGUGGGAAAAUUCAAGAUGCCACAGUUCAGCAUGCCUUCCAUUGAUAUAUCACUGCCUAAAGGUAAGACUGAUGGUCCCAAAUUUGAGAUGGAAGGAAAUAAAGGAGAAAAAUUUCAAACUCCUAGCUUGAAAAUGUCCGAUGUUAGUCAGUGUUGUCAGAAGGAAGACUUUGAUCUCAAUGUCAGUGUUCAACGGGAAGUCGGAAAUAAUGACAGGAUGAAAAUUGAACUUCCUGAUAUAGACCUCAGUACAACAGGAAACAAAAGCAACAUCAAGGAGUCAAAGAUGAAAGAUGCAAAGUUUAAAAGUGUGAUGCCAAAAAUUAAACGAAAUGGCGAGUCAACAGAAGACAUCACAAAAGAGGACCUUUGUAAUUUAAAGGGAGAUGUCAAGUGUAAAAAAGGCAUCUUAGGUAAAGAAAAGAUUCAGAUUUCAGAAAUCAGCAAUACAUCGAGUAUUUCUUUUGCUGAUCCUGUGUAUUGUGGUCCAUUGAACUCCCAGGAAAUGACGCAUGAUGCACAGGGAAAGGAAGAUGGUAAUAUUAAACUUGUCGAACCAGAAGUUACAAGCAUUAGUUUGAAAACCACACAAACCUCUGUUUCCUUUGGAAGAGAAGGAGAAACCAGGCCUUCAUCAUCCACUCCAGAAGGGAAACUGCCAAGGAUACCAGAUACAGCAUUUGAAGUGGGAGCCUCACAGGAAGCAAAUGGCAACAAGACAGAAAAUGAAAAGAAAAUCAAAAUUCCUAAAUUUGGUGUACCAUUACCCUGCAUGUCAUUUCCUGAAAGAAGACUGAAUCUAUAUGGGGAAGAAACUCUGUGUGAUGGCAACAAAAUGCCCAAAGUAAAGCAAGCUAUGUUUGUCCUGGCAAGUCCUCAGGAUACCCAAGUUACUUUCAAAACAGAGGAAGAAGGGGCAGAAGAGGAAAAGGUAAAGGGUGUAAAGUUGAAAACACCCAAAGUCUCACUCUGUCCUUCUGAACCAAUAACAUCCAAUGUUGCUCUUCAGAGUGGAGGCACAAGUUCAUGUCUCAGUGAAGAAAAGGACACAAGAAUUUACAGCUGCUCCAAAGAUGAUCAAGGGAGAGUACAUGGUAAAUUUAAAGCGCCAUAUGAAGAGUUGGACUCUUCAUAUGGCAAAAUGAUUUGUGGGGAGCAGGACACAGAAAUUGGCAUCAAAUGUGAAGAUUUAUAUGCGGGAGAAGCAGAAGCACACACCAAAGGGCUAGAAGUCAAAUCAGCCAAAAAGUCCAUCUCAGGGUUCAGUAAGAAGAAAGGAACUGGUGAAGAACAGUACAAGGAAGGUGGAAUGACACUGGCUGAGCAUGUGGUUUCAUCUCAUGCCAGGACAGAUAUGCUGGACAGGGACAGCUCAGAAUCCCCCACUGAGUUUCAAUCACAAAAAGUCCAGGCUUGGAGUGAAGUGGAUCGGGAACAGACAGAGGCUGCUGGAAGAGAGUCUUCUCCCUGGUUUAAGAUGCCUAAGUUCACUCUGAAGCCACAUUCUACAGGCUUCCUCCAGAUAACUCCGGAGGGUUCUCCUCAGGCCCAGCGCCGCGGCGAGAUGGCAGGCGACAGCGCCGUCUCCGGCUCCUUCUGCCUGCACAGCCCAGGGCUCGACGUCACCUCACAGGAAGCGUUUGAAGCACACAGUGUCUCCUCCGCCGAGGAAGGGCCUGUCACCAAGGUUACCACCACAACCAAAGCGACGCGUCAGGUGGUUACGACUGAGAGACGAUCAGAGGAGCGCCAGACGAGCCCUCGGCAGCCUUCAGACUGCUGAGAGAUUUUUCUUUGGUGUGUUUGCGGUGUGAAGUGAAGCCUGCACUGUGGCACAGCUUUGUGAAGCUUCUUUUUGUGCUUCACUUUAUAUUUAUGCAGGAAUGUGAUGAACAGAGUAAUAUAUAGAGUUACUUUUUAGUUGUUUUAAAUGUGACUAUUUUUGUUCCUGGUUUUUUCUGAGUUUUGAUUUUGAGCUUUUAUUCUGAAUGUAAAGGUGUCAGCUGGCACAUUAGUUCUUCAUGUGUUCAUAAUGUGCUGCAGUCAUUCAUUUUCAUAUUUAGUGUGUUUUUGGGUCUGAGUGUAGCCUCACAGUUACUCAUUUUCCACCAGCACAGAAUACUUUGUAAAUACGAUGUUUUUUGUUUUUGGUUGGUAAUUUUUUUCACGUUCAUGAAGAUGGCGGCGUAGACGCGUUCGUUGGGCUCUCGUAGUUUGUCUGGCAGGAGUGCGUGAGCUGUUUUGGAUUUGAAGGCGUUGCUGUGAAUCUGCACGAACCUCUCAACACUUUUAGCUGCUCGCAGACAUUUUGGCCGCCUUGCUGCUGAAUACUGACUUUCAUGUUCUUACAAACAACCCAUUUUCUCAAUCGACCCGUAAAUGUUGUCACAUCAUGAUCAUUUUUUUACCAUUUUAUAAACAUUGUGCCGUAACGACCUCCAACGCAGCAAUAAUGGCUGAUACAAAAGAAGGCAAAGUCACAUUCUGCCUGAGUUCAAAGGUUGUUACAGUUUCCUCUUUAAGUGUGAACGUGUGAACUCUGUGAGAUGAGCAGAGGCAGCUUCACGGACUCAGAGGGAGAUGAAAACUGCUUUAGUUUGUUGCUCUUGAAGCGUUCAUGCAUCACAAAGAUAUGAGCGAUGGCAGUAAAUAAGGCACUCAGCGUGCAGACUGUCAGCUGACUGUUGGAGAAAACAGUGUGUAACGUUCUCCUUGGACCGAACCCAGACCAGCAGAGGACCAUGGUUAAUGUUGGGUUGUGCCUACAUGCUUUGGGUGAUCUGACCAGUCCUGACAGCAGCAUGAGGUCGACAAACAUCAAGAAAAUGUGUGGACAAAAAAAAAGAUGAUUGCAAUACAUUUGUGGAGGUAUUUUAAGGCGUAAAUAACCAUGAAUGUUGUAAAAUUCAAAAAGUACAGAUUUUUCGUGUCAGGGCCCUGUCAUAUCUUGAAGAUUUAUCAGUGUAUGCUGACCGUAUUAAAACUUCUGGCAUACAUCUAAUAAAUUAUGCAUUUAAUAAAGAUGCCUAACAAACAAGCCUAAGAUUUCAUUACUGGAAUAACUAAAAAAAUGGAUUGCAGAUGAAAAGGCAUAAUAGUUUUUAAAAAAUUCAAUAACCAAAAUUACACUUAAAAAGUUCAAGAACUGUCCAAAAUGUGCUUCCAAGAAUUUUUGUCUAAAUGAGCUUCAGUUCGACUUGAUGUUGGUUUUGGAUGGUACAGUAUGUUACAUAUUCAUUGAUGUCUCAGGUGGUCUGACCAAAGAUCUUUGAUGUUUUGGAUGGUCUGGUCUAUUCAAAAAGCAAGUCAGUUUGGUCUUCUGGGGUUUGAGUAUUUGAAGAUCAGCAGGAAAAAAAUGUCGAGAGUUAAUUUCCAGUGUUAGGCAUCUGCCAGUUUUCGUUGAAAUCAUUAAGUCAUUCAUGUUCCACCUCACGCCCAGGUCAUGGUCGUGGUGGCAGCAAGCAAAGCAGCACAGUGACCUCAGUUGUGCACUGGGCAGAUUUUUAGGCUGAGUGUGAAGGCACUGGGAUGAGGUUCAACGCCUCCAAAUCUGAGACCAUUGUCCCCUGUCAGAAAAGAGACAACCCAGGACACGUUGGAGGCAUUACAUCUCCACAGAUGGUUUGAGAACACCUCAGGAUCCCCCGGGAAGAGUUAGAGGACUUGGUCAAGGAUAGGCAAGUGUGGGUUGAGCUGCUUGGUCACUUAAAUCAGUCAUUAAGAAUUGUAAGAACUUGAAUUCUUUUUGUUCAUCUAGUAUCAUGAAACUGAUUCGAGCAGCAACAGACAAAUGUCACAGUCUCCUGUCACAGCCACUGAAGCCUGCGACUCUGAAGGAGUCACAGGCUUCAUGGUGUCAGGCAAUCAUGGUGUCUUCCCUCACUUGCACACUCUUUACAUUUCAUAAUGUGUAGUUUAACAGAAUUCUGAGAAACACUUGAAAUUAACUCUGCAUCACCUGCUGAAUUCUGAGUGAGCGAACAGCACACAGCUGGUCAUGAAACGGCAGCACACUGUCCAGUUACUUUUGGUCUCUAACAAAUGAGAGAUGACACACAAAAAACAGUGCUGUGAUUGCUUCACCAAACACUGACCUGAAAUUUAAUUACCUUCACAAGCAGCAGUGGCCUCUAGUGGACACCAGGACCCUUCAUUUGGCAACAAGCUGUUUAUCUGUAAAUGGAAUAUUACACGCUGCACUGCAACGUCACUGUUUUAGCUCUAAUAGUCUUUUAUGUUUCUGAAACACUCAGUCAAAAGUAAUUUCAAUGAACAGAGAACUUCUUGUGUACCUCAUGAAUGCACGGUUACGUGGACAAUCAGCGGCACCCCGCUGAGUCAAACCCACUUUAUCAGGCAGUUCAGCAAACUCACAAAUAUUCUGAUCAUCUGACAUCACAAAGGUUUCAAAAAAGCUUUGAUUUUCAUUUGACUGUGACUUUAAGAAAAGUGUCUCGAGCUUUUGUUUUUGAGAAGUUUGUCAAACAAAUGAAAUAACUUUUUAAUUUUUGUUUGUUAUAAUUGGUCAUGCUGAGAUGUUUUUGUUUCUUUCCUGAAUGGAAAAAAGUUAAAUUUGAUUUUAAAAAAAAACAUGCCAUGAAAUUCGAAGAUUCUGUUAUUGACGAGAUAAAAACCUCUAUUUACAGCUUCCUUUGCAACAGUUUACUUUUCAGAAAUAUGAAAUAUUAUUUAAAGUGGCUUUAAAAUGGAUAAAAUUAAAAAUUUUCUUUUUGGCUGCAUUUUGAAAAUCGUAAAGUCCAAAAAGGCAUUUAUUAACGUUUGUCACUUUCUCUGAAAGUAAAAAAGUAGAAUAAAAAGUAGAAAAAAAAUGUUUCGACUAGAGUGGUGAGAAUGUGCAACGCACACUUUAGCGUUUGUGUAUAGAAACUUUUUUUUUUUAUCAUUUCAGGUUGCCUCAGUUUUUUUUUUUUUCUUUUAACAUGAAAGAGUUUAAGUGCAAAAUGUUUCGUCACAGGUGCACUGACAGAAUGUUGGUUAAGAUAUUAUAUU